UACUCUAGGACUGUCACCGGCCAUUCUUGGGGGUUACAAGAGGAGCUGCGUCACCGGCUGCCGAGUGACAGCGCGCUGGGGGGAGAGCGACGCUACAGCGGCUCCACGGCGGAUGUAUACUACUCGUCCCCGCUAGAGGGGAACUGGGCUGUGUGUGUCAUGUCUUCCACUCACCCCCGAGUGAAGCGCAGCUCCGGUUCCCCACCGACCAACGGGUCCGGCGCCAGCCGCCUGCUCCAACCCAUCCGGGCUACAGUGCCCUACCAGCUCCUGCACGGCCCCAGCCGCUCCCCGUCAGCCUCGGUGGGGAGCAACACGGACCCGGGCCCCCACAGCCCCUCCAAUGGCACCCCGCCUUCCCCUCUCCUCCCCCAGCCCGAGCCGGCCGCUGCCAGGGUCCGCAGGAGGAGAAGCACCUCCCCGGACAGGAGGAGUGCCGGGUCCCCCGGGAGCAGAGUGGAAAGAUCAAAUUCACAACACCUAAGAGCAUCCCAUACAAUAAGAAGAACUUCUUCCUUGGAUACCAUAACUGGACAAUAUCUGACUGGACACUGGCCCCGAGAUCCCCACGUGCACUACACUUGUAUGAAUGAUAAAUCUACCCAGACACCUAGCUGCUGGGGCGAAGAAGGCACAGAGAAGAAAAGCACACAUCAACGCUCUGCUUCUUGGGGUAGUGCAGAUCAACUCAAAGAGAUUGCCAAGCUCCGUCAGCAGCUCCAGCGCACAAAGAACAGCAAUCGUCAUGUCAAAGAGAAAGAUGGUCAGCUGCCUCCUCUCCAGGGUAACCACGCCAGUCAUUCCCAGACUUCAGUAUCCAGAUCCAUCCCCAUGCCCACUGCGAGUAUCUCCGUUCCAAAAUCUGUAGGUUCAAGAACUCCAUGUAAUGUUGAAGGAAUAAGUCCUGAACUUGAAAAAGUCUUCAUUAAGGAAUCUAGUGAAAAAGAUGAUGGAAUAAAGUCCUCAGAAAUUCCCGAUGGACGUAGAGCACCAUUGCCUUCCACUUAUCGUAGCAGUAGCACUCGCAGCAUUGACACACAGACUCCCUCUGUCCAAGAGAGGAGCAGCAGUUGCAGCAGCAACCAUUCUCCUUGUGUUUCCCCUUCUUGUCCCCCGGGGUCACAGGAGGGAAGUCCAUGCUCAACAGAUGACUUGCUUUACGACCGUGACAAAGACAGUGGGAGUAGCUCACCGCUGCCCAAGUAUGCCUCAUCUCCCAAACCAAACAACAGCUACAUGUUCAAACGAGAGCCCCCAGAGGGAUGUGAACGAGUGAAGGUCUUUGAGGAAAUGUCGACACGUCAACCAGCCUCUCCCGCUCUCUUUUCAUGCCCCGACAAAAACAAGGUUAAUUUUAUUCCCACAGGAUCAGCUUUCUGCCCUGUGAAACUCUUAGGUCCCCUGUUGCCUGCUUCUGAUCUAACGCUCAAGAACCUUCCAAAUAAUGUUCAAAGCUCAGGUGUGAGCAGUGUGACCAUUGAACACCUUUCAUCUCAGGUCUCUUCCUCCUCUCUGUCAGAAAACGCCACCAGCAUAGACAACUGCGAGACCAAUGGCCGUGUAUCGUCCCAAGACCUACAGCUUGUGGUGGAACAGCUGACUGAAGAUCAGGUUUCAUCAUCUUCUCCUAAUCCUAACCAUGUACUUUAAUUCCUGACAGAGCAGGUCUCUGUUUCAACAAGCUGACUUGAAUCCAUGUUACAAAACUUUUGCAUGUGGAUUGGUAAACCCUAAUUAACAAAAAAAUAAUACUGCUUAGAGCAAAUUAUUCUAUAUGCCAAUGUUUAUCUUGGACCUUACUUUUUUUUUUUUUUUUUUGGUGGUUUUUCUUUUCUCUUGAGUAGUGAUAAUUUGUGCAAAACUCGCACCGGUAUUAUUUAAUCUAUUUCAGUGUGGACUAUGCAUUUCAAAGUAUGUCUGAACAGGUAAAUCUGCUUUCCGUGUGCUCAAACUUUACAGUAAUCAUAAGCUCUAUCAGCAAAUCAAAGCCUGUCUACGCCGAGAAUUGUCUUGCUGUGUUGUGUUCUAUGGAGAAUACUGUACUUCAGGAUUGUGUUUACAAUUGAGCUAGAUGUCUGACAUCUCUAGUCAGUUAGGUGAAUGAGUAGUCUGAUAUGGACUCCAUUACAGGCACCUCUGAUACUAAAGUGAUACAAAUAUGUAAUGCAAAAAUAAACUCAACGGCCACAUCAAUUGCACAGUGCCCGUCCUAAGGCCUAGCUUUCAGGUACUUCUUUCGAAGUUAUAAAACUCAGGUAACUUGGAAUGUAAACCACAUUGGAAUUAUCAAUCCUUACUGCUUAAAAGAAGCUCAAAAUUGAGUUGCGAGAUUCUAUUAUAUGCACAUAUUAUUUUUUUAUUUUUUUUUUCCCUUGCGGCAUUCCACCAUCUUGGAGUCCUAUCCAGGUGGAACGUUCUAGACACUGCUCAUCUAGAGGAACCAGCAAACCUUGUAAUUCAAAUGUCAUAGUUCUUUGUAUUUAUUUUCUUUCCAGAAUGGUCUUGAAGACUCUUGGCUACUGCAAAGUUCUAGUACAUGUACACACACUUUUCAGUGCUUGUCAGAUGUAUAAAGUUUCCUACAAGGGCCACUGGCUAUUUAUUUGGAUCUCCUGCUCAACCAAUGUUUCCUCUUUAAAUAGUGUAAAAAAGUCCCUUGUAAGCUGAAAACCAAGUUAAUGCCUAGUUUCUUUAGUGUUUCAUUUUUUUAAAUUUUUUUUUUAAAGCUGACUUGUACAGCUGUUUUUAUUUAAAUGUACUUUUCUUUUUUUUUUUUUUUUUUUUUUUUUUUUACAAAUUAGGCGUUUUGAUAAAUGGCACAAGCAAUACAAUGAACUCUUGCUAAUCAAAAUGUCACAAAAGCACCCUAGUGGUGGUCUCUAUUUUUAUAGUUCGUGCUGCGAUGUGUAAACUUUGCUACUGUCUGAUAAUACAUACCCUGUUCUGUACAUGUUUGUUUUAUUCUGUCAGUGUUGGUUCAUUAUGGCUAUGCCAUGACCCGUACCAAAUUUCUGAGAAUUGGCAUUAAUUGCAGUUGUCAAUGUACAGAAUAAUUGAUCCCAUUCACACAAUAUUUAGUUUGUGAUAUAUGCACAGUGAUCUAUCUCCCUGUAAAAUGUUGCCUUGCCCAUUAUGUGUGUUUUAUAUUUUAUUUCACUGUCGCACAUUGUUUGACUAGAAAUUACAGCGUAUGAUCCUAGGUGGAGAAUAAAAUAUUUAAUUUUUUUUUUUCUAUUUAUAUUUUUAUAAGUCUUUAGGCGAAAGUAGCAAAUUAUUCUUUUUCUUUGUGUGUUUCUACUUUGCUAAAGCCAGUUCAUACAGUAUUUAGAAACACUGCAGAAAAUGGCACUAAUUGCAACAUAUCUCAGGUCUGUGUAAGAAAUAAAAUAAAAACCUUUAAAUUAAUCACACGAUAACUGUGGAUAGAUACGUGGAAAUAUUGAAGUACAACUCUGGUUAUAUUUUUUUCAUGUUGAGAUUCAGUACAGUAUUCCCAAUACUUACAUUUUGAUUCCUAGAAUUGUACCAUGACCGAUUAAGGGUUAAAAUGACAUUCCUACAUAUUCUGAAACGAUUACAUUGAUAAAUUGUCCUCCUUUUCUAUGUGAAACUAGAUAUAAAAUGUAUCUGUGCACAUUUUCUUGUCUGCUUAUUCUGUGUGAUCAAUCAAGGUUGUAGAAGGAAACAAAUCCAAACACUCUGUAAAAGUUCUAGAACCUUAGCUUCAGUGUAUUCAGGAAAAAAGUAGACAUUUUGUUAAAUAUCGAUUAAAGAUUUGUACAUAAUUACUGUUAUUUCUAGCCAAUGUGCUGAACAGUAUUCCAGUUACCACACAACAUUGCUUCAGAGAAAAGACCUGUGUGGCUUUUGUUUUGUAUUUUUUCAGUAUAGAAGUUCUUGUGUCUUUAUUUAAAUAAAGUUAUUAGUAAAAUGCAAA
Molecule: messenger RNA, 3937 nt
Organism: Pelobates fuscus (common spadefoot toad)
Lineage: Eukaryota; Metazoa; Chordata; Amphibia; Anura; Pelobatidae
Gene: GLCCI1
Product: glucocorticoid induced 1
Exons: 8
Coding region: 160-1650 (496 amino acids)
Cellular component (GO): cytoplasm
Source: RefSeq, a predicted model, not a curated record